Messenger RNA from Abrus precatorius (Indian licorice), 1607 nucleotides. Its product is annotated as hydroxyproline O-arabinosyltransferase 3-like. Gene Ontology annotation, molecular function: glycosyltransferase activity. The coding region runs from base 283 to 1365 and encodes 360 amino acids. The record is from RefSeq and is a predicted model, not a curated record. The transcript has 9 exons. Lineage: Eukaryota; Viridiplantae; Streptophyta; Magnoliopsida; Fabales; Fabaceae.
GAAGAAAAAUGGAAAAAGGUAAAGAAGAGAAGAAAUAAUAUAUAAGGAAGGAGGUAAUGGUAGUAAUUAAUUAAGGGAUCUCGUCGCCGUGUUGCCUCCGUCGGAGGAAAACAACAAUCUCCGAUCUAUAAACCAUUCUCACUCUCAAAUCUCUUUCUCUCUUUCACACGCGCGCGUUCACACAUACACGCGAAGCAUAGCAAAGAGUAGAGUUUGUUCUGUCAAGAAUUGAGGAAGGCUCAGGCCCAUGAUAUUUUGAAAUCUCUCUGAAAUAGGAAGACCAUGGGACGAGCUUCACCAUUACUUAUAAUUUUUUUAGUUCUUGGUUCUUCCUUCGCCACUUAUAAUCUGGUAACAAUGAUAAUCCACUAUGGAUCUUCAGAAAGUGUGGCUGUUGAUGAUGGUGCAUUAUUUUUCGACCCCAUUACUGAGAUGCCUGCACAUGUAAAGAAUCGUAAGACAUCUAAAGCACCCUUUCAUGUUGCCUUAACGGCAACUGAUGCUCCAUAUAACAAAUGGCAAUGCCGUAUCAUGUAUUACUGGUAUAAAAAACAAAGGAGUUUACCUGGGUCAGAGAUGGGAGGAUUCACUAGGAUUCUACAUUCUGGAAAUCCUGACAACUUGAUGGAUGAAAUUCCUACUGUUGUGGUUGAUCCCCUUCCAGCAGGUCUAGACCGGGGAUACAUUGUUCUGAAUAGACCAUGGGCCUUUGUUCAGUGGCUGGAAAAGGCUAAAAUAGAGGAAGAAUAUGUGUUAAUGGCAGAGCCUGAUCACAUAUUUUUACGUCCUCUGCCCAAUCUGGCCUAUGGAGGACAUCCAGCUGCAUUUCCAUUUUUUUACAUUAGACCUGAUCAGAAUGAAAAAAUUGUAAGGAAGUUUUAUCCAGAGGAGUAUGGACCAGUUACAAAAGUUGAUCCAAUUGGCAAUUCUCCUGUAAUUAUCAGAAAGGAUUUGAUCACAAAAAUUGCUCCCACGUGGAUGAAUAUUUCUUUGAAGAUGAAAGAAGACCCAGAGACUGAUAAAUCUUUUGGCUGGGUGCUAGAAAUGUAUGCUUAUGCUGUUGCAUCUGCCCUGCAUGGUGUGAGGCAUAUUCUGCGGAAAGACUUCAUGCUACAGCCCCCAUGGGACCUUGAAACUAACAAUAAGUAUAUACUUCAUUAUACUUAUGGUUGUGACUACAAUCUAAAGGGAGAAUUGACUUAUGGCAAAAUUGGUGAGUGGAGAUUUGACAAAAGGUCACAUCUAGGAGGACCUCCACCUAAAAACUUGCCCUUGCCCCCACCAGGGGUUCCUGAAAGUGUGGUGACCCUUGUAAAGAUGGUGAACGAGGCUACUGCUAACAUCCCCAAUUGGGACACGUCGUAAAUAUUAUUUUCGCUUCAUCAUGAUAUUCAAAGUGCAUGUUUUGAAAGAGAAAAAAAAGAAAGUAGAGACAUUGUGACAUAAUUUUGUCUUGAGUUUAGUCAUAGAAUCAUAGAUUAAUGUACACUAUACAUAUGCAAGUUAAAUGGAGGAUAAUCCUGAAUUUUCCCUUGUUGGUGUCUUGGUGAUAUUCUUGAAUGAUAUUUGUGCUCGUGCCACAAUGUCAGAUAAUCUGUUCAAUAAGU